Messenger RNA from Serpula lacrymans var. lacrymans S7.9, 472 nucleotides. RefSeq lists its product as uncharacterized. The coding region runs from base 141 to 371 and encodes 76 amino acids. The record is from RefSeq and is a predicted model, not a curated record. The transcript has a single exon. NCBI's taxonomy places the organism in Eukaryota, Fungi, Basidiomycota, Agaricomycetes, Boletales, Serpulaceae.
GGUUAGCCACGUUAGAUAAGAUAAACGACCUGCGCUGGUGGCGUGACAACGCGAUGAUGCGGAUAGAAGUGAUUAUUCUGGGAGUAUUGUGGAGUGGAGCUGAAAGAGAAAAUAACAAGCGAAGGCUCAGCGCUGAUUAAAUGAAAAACCAUACAAUGCGUAAACAUUUCACCGGAUCUGGAGGUUUUGGUGAGAGUUUGCGGGUUGUACGUACAAAGACAUCACCCGUGAUUCAAUGCGAGAACAAAGAAAUACAUAACGAAGCGGUGAUAUCGCUUCGCGGCCAAAUGAUGGAACCUUCGAAGCGGAAGGGGAGGGGUGAAGAAAGACCUUCUGGGAGGAACAGGAAGAAUGAGGUGUGGAUGAGUUGAUCGACAUCGGGUGAACUGGGAAAGCAGGCACCCUGUUCGGUGAGAAGUCACAAGAGAAUGGACCAGAAUGGAUUGAUCAGACGUAAUAUGUCAUUUAAAUC